UCUUUUCCAACCUAGGUGUUUGUGAUUCUGUAAAAAUAAGCCAAAAGACAACAUUUGAAAUCAAGCUGCUGCCAACACGAACAAUACCAGAGCACAUCACACGGCGCCGUAGCCCACCCCGCCCUCUGCCACUGAACACGCCUAAAGCAGGCCCGGAGCUCAGCACGCCGCUGCUCGCGCCAGCCACCGAACUCUCACGAGAGCUGGGAACGUUACCAUGGUAGCGGGGAGCCAGGGAGGCCCGUGCGGCGCGGCCUCGCUUGCCGCUACAUCCGCCCCGGGCCGGGCGCCGGCGUAGCGCCGUCACGGUCCCGCCCCGGCCUCCUGCCCGCAGGGGGCGCUCGGCUCGAGAAGGUGGCGGAAGCGCGUCGUGGGGCGGCCGCGGGGCGCAGCUUGGUGGGCAGGAAGGUGGUGCCUGCUUAGCCGGGGCAUGUCAGCGUGCCUGGAGAGCGAGGAUGAAGACUCCCAUAACUCCCGUGAGGCAGAAGACAGUCAGCAGCGCACAGUUCAUGCAGAUUCUGUCUGUGCUGAUAUUCUUCCAAGGGCAAAACAGUUACCAUUUGACUCAGAGGUGGUGGUGCCCCAUUUGCAGGAGCUGCAGAAUCCAUGUGACUUACCACCUCCGGGUCAGUUUUCCCAGGUGCAUUGGCCAAACCAGUGUGAAGUCAGCAGGGACAGAAUUGAGCACAUUGACUGGAUACCCAGUAGUCCUGAGCCGUUGUACAUUCCAACAGGUUUGGAGAUCACACCAUCCUACCAACCUCCUCACAAGGGCACUGUGAUUUAUCUAGGAGAAGGUCUCUGCCCUGUGAAACAGAUCUUCCAUCAGAAAGUGGACAAUACUCUCAUCUUUGAAGCACGAUUUGAGAGUGGUAAUUUGCAGAAGGUGGUUAAAAUCAGAAAUGAAUUUGAAUACCAGCUGACACUGCGAACUGACCUCUACACAAGCAGGCACGUGCAGUGGUUUUACUUCCAAGUAAGCAAUACUCAGGCAGGGAUGCCUUAUCGCUUCACCAUUGUCAACUUCACCAAGCGUAAAAGCCUGUAUAGACAUGGUUUGCGGCCGCUGUUGUACUCAGAAGUUGAUGCUAAGGAACACAACAUUGGCUGGCGAAGGGCAGGAAAUGAAAUCAAGUAUUACAAAACCAAUGUGAGUGAAGGUGGACGUCAGUAUUUCUCACUCACGUGGACAUUUCAGUUUCCUCAUGACAGAGACACUUGCUAUUUUGCCCACUGCUAUCCUUAUACCUACUCCAACCUGCAGAAGUAUCUGGUGGCCGUCUCUAAAGAUCCAGUGAAGUCCAAGUUCUGCAAGAUUCACAUCUUGUGCCAUUCCUUGGCAGGAAAUAUAGUACACGUCUUAACUAUCACCAACCCCCCUGAAAGUGGCAAGGACACAAAGAGAAAAGCUGUGAUUCUAACUGCUAGAGUGCAUCCUGGAGAAACCAACAGCUCCUGGAUAAUGAAGGGCAUUCUGGAUUACAUUCUUGGUAAUUCAAGCAAAGCUCAUCAGCUCCGGGACACUUUUGUCUUCAAAGUGGUACCAAUGUUGAAUCCAGAUGGUGUGAUUGUGGGAAAUCAUCGCUGCUCUUUAACAGGUCAUGACUUGAAUCGCAAAUACAAAUCUAAAGUGAAGAAGUGUUAUCCCUCAAUCUGGUAUACCCGAAACAUGAUCAGAAGAGUGAUGGAGAAGCGUGACAUUUUUCUGUAUUGUGACAUCCAUGGUCACAACAGAAAACAAAAUGCUUUCAUGUAUGGUUGUGAGAGAGAGCAGGAACCAAAAGCACCACACUUGCGUCCACGUGCCUUUCCACUCUUGCUGAGCAAGAAUUGCCCAGAUAAGUUUUCAUUCCCAGACUGCCAUUUCAGAGUACGAAAGAGCAAAGAAAGCACAGGUCGAGUUGUAAUGUGGAAGAUGGGCAUCAACAACAGCUACACUUUGGAAGCCUCUGUUUGUGGCUCUAAGCUGGGCUGGAGACAAAGCACCCAUUUUGAUAUCAAAGACUUUGAGUCAAUAGGACAGCAUUUCUGUGACGCUCUCUUGAACUACUCUGUUGAUAAUAAGGAGGAACAUGAGCAAGUAGUGACACAGCAAGCUAAGGUGAGCUCCGAAGUCCUGAAUUCUGAUGCAUUAGACUGGGAUUCCAGCAGCCGAUCUUCUGACAGCUCAGACUCCUGUGAUGUUGCUGCACACCGGCUAAAGCUAGGUACUAAGAAAAAAACAAACCAUCGGGAGAUCCCUUUAACAGCACUGCUAAGGACAGAACUCAUGAAAGCAAAAAUUCCUCAGGCACUGAAAUUCAACACAAGAUAUUUCAUGAACUUCACCCAGUAGACAAAG
Molecule: messenger RNA, 2341 nt
Organism: Meleagris gallopavo (turkey)
Lineage: Eukaryota; Metazoa; Chordata; Aves; Galliformes; Phasianidae
Source: RefSeq, a predicted model, not a curated record